Messenger RNA from Racocetra persica, 293 nucleotides. The record is from the annotation of a GenBank genome assembly. Lineage: Eukaryota; Fungi; Glomeromycota; Glomeromycetes; Diversisporales; Gigasporaceae.
CUCUAGCUAAUGAUAACAAUUUGUUGUAUAUUGAAGAAAAAAUAUCAAAUUCUCAAAAUGGCUCAUCUGUUAAAGAAGUUAGACAACAAGUAAAUUCGCCUGGGCCAUUAAAUUUUAUACCCUUACAAUAUAAUUAUCUACUUUGUGAAAAAGGAUACUUAAAUCUUCCUAGACGUUUUUAUUUAAUUGGAACUAUUACACCUUUAAUAUUAUUUUAUAAGUUCUUUUCAACUAAUUCUUUGAAACAAAUAGUUGAAUCAACUAAUAAGUAUAAUACAAUCCAAAUUUAUCAG